AUGGACUAUAUAGACGAUCUGGCCGAGGCUUGGAACGAGGGCGGCCGUGACCCGGACGUACCCGGUAUCGCCGGGCUUCUCGACGGGCUCGAGACGGCCGUUCUCGAGUUAUAUAUCUCCGUUCUCGACUACUUUACUAAGGACUCCGAGUACGAUAGCGUUCUCGAGGACGUCCAGGCCAACGGGGACGAGACGCAGCAGGGGGGCGGACGGACGGUUCAGGACGGAGCAGGCGGGGACGACGACGACGACGACGACAACGACGGGUGGAGGCUAGGCCCCGGAGAACAUUGGACGUCACCGCGCUUGUCACGCAGCAUCGGGCGGCUCAGCGCGUUGGCUUUUGGGCAGAAGCUGAACAUCAGCAGCUGGCGGCAUAUCUCGACGGCCAUCGGGCGGCGGUACUUCCGCAACGCGUCGACGGCGCACACCAAGCUGCUCUGCGAAGUCGACUCCGACCACAGCGGUAGCGAGAGCGACGACGACGACGAGGACAGCCGCGGGUUCGAGACGAACGAACGUCGGGUCCGCUUCCGCCAGAUCAGCGAAGAAUGGCACCGACUGUUGGGUUUCCCGUCCGCACUGGGGGGCUUCGGCUUGGCUCUUACGCCCGGCCGUAAGCGAAAGACGGCGUCGAUGUAUGACGAAGCGCUCCGGGCGCUGCAGCUGGCGAGGUGGAAGCUGCGGCGGCGGAUCGAUAUCGACGGUGAGCUCGUCCGCUUGUACGGGGCGGACGCCCGGUUCCGAGGCGCCCAGUAG
Molecule: messenger RNA, 759 nt
Organism: Colletotrichum phormii
Lineage: Eukaryota; Fungi; Ascomycota; Sordariomycetes; Glomerellales; Glomerellaceae
Exons: 4
Coding region: 1-759 (252 amino acids)
Source: RefSeq, a predicted model, not a curated record